ACCAGCGACCAUCAGCGCCCCGUUCGCCACGAGAGCGGAGGAACCCGACGCCACCCAACAACAAACCCAGCAGCCGAAUCGGUUGCGAGGGGAUCGGAGGGAGGGACGCAGGCAGCUCGCCCGGCUUGGCAGCAGGUUCAUUCAAGGGAAGAUCCGGUCGAGGGCACCGUCGCGAUGGGCGUCCUCUUCUCGUGCCCCGCCGAUGACUACGACCCGCUCGACCUGGAGGAGGCGCCGCCGGCGGGCGACGCCGGGGAGCCGGCCAUCCUCAAGGCGCUCGGCUCCGGGAAGCUGCUCAUCGAGGGCUCGCUCAGCUUCAAGCGGGCGCAGGCCGCCCUGGGCUCCCUGCAGGUGGAGACCGAGAUCUCCAUCCGGGCCGGCGGCGGCGACGCUCCCGCGCCGGAGCCCGCCGGGCCGCUGCCCAAGGAGGUCGCCAGGGCGAGGUUCGCCGAGGCUCCCGUCGAGAGCCCCAAGCACGAGGCCGCGGCGCUCCGGCUGCAGAAGGUGUACAAGAGCUUCCGCACGCGACGGCAGCUCGCCGAUUGCGCCGUCCUCGUCGAGCAGAGCUGGUGGAAGUUGCUCGAUUUCGCGCUGCUCAAGCGCAGCUCCGUCUCCUUCUUCGACAUCGAGAAGCAGGAGACCGCCAUGUCCAAGUGGUCAAGAGCAAGAACUCGAGCUGCCAAGGUUGGAAAGGGAUUGCUCAAGGAUGACAAGGCUCAGAAGCUCGCAUUGCAGCACUGGCUCGAAGCGAUUGACCCACGACACCGCUACGGUCAUAACCUUCAUUACUACUACGAUUGCUGGCUCCAAUGUGAAAGCAAGCAGCCUUUCUUCUACUGGCUCGAUAUCGGAGAAGGCAGAGAGAUCAACCUUGAAGGCAAGUGCUCAAGGUCAAAGCUUCUGAGCCAGUGCAUCAAGUACCUUGGUCCAAAAGAAAGAGAGGACUAUGAAGUCGUAACCGAGGACGGCAAGUUCUUAUACAAGAAGAGUGGCCAAAUCCUUGACACAUCUUGCGGACCACGGGAUGCAAAGUGGAUCUUUGUUCUUAGCACAUCUAAGAAUUUGUAUGUUGGCCAGAAGAGAAAGGGUACAUUUCAACAUUCUAGCUUCCUUGCUGGAGGUGCUACUUCUGCUGCUGGGCGAUUGGUCGUUGAGAAUGGAACCUUGAAGGCUAUUUGGCCGCACAGCGGUCACUACCGCCCGACGGAGGAGAACUUCCAGGAGUUCCAGAGCUUCCUCAAGGACAACAUGGUCGAUCUAACCAACGUUAAGAUGAGCCCAGCGGAGGAGGAUGAGGAGUUCUGGGGCAGCCUCAGAAGAGUCGCUUCAGAGAGCGAAAAAACUGAAGACAAAACAGCUGCACCUGAAGAAACCGGCCCUUGCCAGAUGCAACCUGAAGCUGUUGGAGCCGGCAUGACAGAGACCGACAAAUGCGAAGAAGAAGCUGCAGCGGCACGGCCAAAUUCAUCAGAAGGUGAUCAGGAGGCGGCCGAAGAGCAGGCGCCCGUGCCGCGGGAGAAGAUCCUGGAGCGGAUCAACUCCAAGAAGGAGAUGAAGUCCUACCAGCUGGGCAAGCAGCUGUCCUUCAAGUGGACGACGGGUGCCGGACCCCGUAUCGGGUGCGUGCGCGACUACCCGUCGGAGCUCCAGCUGCAGGCGCUGGAGCAGGUGAACCUCUCGCCGAGGGGCAGCAGCACCGCCGCCGCCGCUGCCGCGUCCCGGUUCUCCUCUCCGCUGAGGCGAAGCUUCAACCAGCCAGCGGCGGCGAGGGGCUGCGACGCGUCCACGCCGAGGGAGGCGUCUCGGUCGCCUCUGCAGCACGGGGCACUCGCAGUGGCAGCGGCAGCUGACUGAUGCAAGCAGUUGCAAGCUGAAAAUUUCUUGAAGACUCCUCAAAAGGAUGGAUGAAGAUGUGUAUAGUAGGGGCUAGCAGAAAUGAAGGAACAGACAUACUGCUUGCGCAGAUGUCUUAGGAAGGUAGUAGUAUACAUACAUAUACACAUUGUUCAUCAAAGGAUGUGAUACUGGUAGUUAACCACAAACGGUUUAUACUUUAUACAAGAUUCUUUCAUUCUUUACAUGCAUAUAUAAAAACCAGUAGUGAAGCAGACAAGGUUUGACAUGUA
Molecule: messenger RNA, 2126 nt
Organism: Panicum hallii
Lineage: Eukaryota; Viridiplantae; Streptophyta; Magnoliopsida; Poales; Poaceae
Product: IQ domain-containing protein IQM2-like
Exons: 10
Coding region: 175-1854 (559 amino acids)
Source: RefSeq, a predicted model, not a curated record